Acanthaster planci (crown-of-thorns starfish) is the source of this 10340-nucleotide messenger RNA. RefSeq lists its product as uncharacterized. The record is from RefSeq and is a predicted model, not a curated record. Gene Ontology annotation, cellular component: cortical actin cytoskeleton. NCBI's taxonomy places the organism in Eukaryota, Metazoa, Echinodermata, Asteroidea, Valvatida, Acanthasteridae. Gene Ontology annotation, molecular function: actin binding; small GTPase binding; myosin binding. Gene Ontology annotation, biological process: intracellular protein transport.
AACUGGUGGUCAGAUGAUGUAACAAUAUUGUCCUUAUUACCUUGUGAUAUUUGCAUAGGAUUUGAGUGAAAAACAUGUGGCCGAUUAAAUUUCAACUUCCGGUAAUAAGUCAAUUUUUUAAUAAAAGUGUGAAAUGCAACCAAAGUUUCAAUUUAAAUUAUGUUUCCCUGUACCACCCACUGACAUCCUGUUUGAGCAAUUGCCUAUUGAAAUUAUGACAAAUAUAAUACAAAUGGGCCUACGGUAUAAAUCUGUGUGUCAGCACAGACAAUCAACUUGACACAAACAUUCAUUGCAGUCCAUUGGUAGUGAGAAUGCCUGUACAUGUAGCUUGGCAUUUAGUAGUUUUGGAUUGAGGAUGUUCGUGUGAACUACGUAACUGCGUUGUGGUUUUUUAAUGUGUCCACGUACUGUUGCUUGUCACUGUGAUUAUAUUUUAAUGUUGUAUGUGCCUCAUUUGUGAGUUGUGACUUUUGUGAGACUUGAGGUUGGUGUGAGAGUCUUGUGUAUGCUGGUAUUUGAUGUUUAUCUAAUGGUCAAGUGUAUACUUUUUGUUCAGAGAACAAGUUUCCACCUGUGAUUUGAAUCCCACGCGGUGCACUUUGUGGCUUACUGUAGACCAUCAGUCCCCAUGUUGGCACAACACUUACCGUAUAUUGUGCAGAAUUAGUCGUUACAGGUUUUAUUCCCUUCAUUGUACAAUGUGUCAAGAUGGUUCUCAACAUUGACUUAAUCUCAUGAAAAGGUGUAACUUUUUCUAGGGCUGUGUCAGCAUGUAUGUUUUUAUUUGGAUUUGCAGGCUCUGGCUGAACAAACGCUUUUGUUCUUUCACUGGAAUACGUGUACUUGUACAGAGCCUUCAAGUGAUCUUCUAACCUGAAAUAUUCCACCUGGUUUACACACGCAAAAGAAUUGUUUCUUCUUCUGCUUCUUUUGUUUGUCAUGGGGUCUGUUUUUAAAAAUAAUCUGGAAGGGUUGUGCAUCCCUUCUUGUUAACAGUUAACUGUAUUUAAAAACAAGUUUGUGCCCUUUGUUGUGUGUGUACAAAUGUACCGGUAUACGUUCAAGUAGAACAACUUUUGAGACACCUACAAAGCCUGUGUUGAGACUAUUUGCCUUUGAUUUCAAGUGUUGUUGCCUGGCUGCAUGCGAGUCAAGAAUUUGCUCUGUACUUACCGUUGUGUGUUCUGUUGCUGGACAAGACUCUCGUGUAUAUCCGGGGCAAAACCUUGGAUUCUGACCUGAAGCCAGCUCGUCGGCACUCUGGACCAGAAGUGGUUAUUCUAGAUCCAGAGGGUGAACCUCUCAGUAAAACUCCAGACUCCAAUCGAAAGGUCCACUUUGGGGAGAUGCCCACACCAGCCAAAUCCAAGGACAAUUCACUAGCAUCAUCUUCAGCAACGGGGCCGGCAUUCCACAUUCUCUCCCCGAUCGAGGAGGUCCUGUCCUCCCCAGAGAUAGUCGACAAAUGUGCGGAUGCCAAUGGCGAAAGCUCAGAAGCGAGCAGUGCCUGUGCACUGAAAGACCGAGGGGGCAUUGAUAGACUGUCUCUUGGUGAGGAGGAGAAACGUGGGCGGGCAGAUUCCUCCAGUACUAUAUCACCACAUGACUGGGACUCGGGGAUCCACAUGCCCCUGUGUCUCUCUCAAGAUGGUGGCUGGGAGGUCUCACAGAACAUCUCAGGAACUGAUUCGGCCGAUGGGUCCCAAAUUAGAGACACAGCAGCCAGGCUGGGGAAUUCGUUACAGAAUGUGAAAUCCGAUUCUGUGGAUAGUUUUGCCAGCAUGAGCCUGGCGAGUCUGGACGCUAAUGACACCUUAGAUAGCUUAGAGACCCACUACAACUCGGUCCAAAGUGACUUGAAUGCCCUAGAAGUCACUGAUGAGUUUGUGUCAAGCAGCAGCACGCUGGUGGAAAAUCAAAGCACCAAUGAGGACAAUGAUGAUGGCAUGAACUGUGUUGGGAUUGAAAUAGAGCAGCUAACACUCUCCCGCAGCUCCAGUGAGGAGACCCUGAAGACUGAUGAUGAGGAUGACCUGGAUGGCAAAGUAGGGGACCUGACCAUGGAGGAGUUCUUGGAUCAGCUGUCCCACCUCUCCCUGUCAGCCACCAGUGAGAGUACUGACGAUCUCAUCAAAGAUGCAAAAGAGAUGCGGGAUGUGCCUGACGUGAGUACUCCUGGUACCAUGGAAACGAGUCUGGCGUCCUCUGAGGAUGGCAGACAAGAUGAGAUUGGCAGUCUCUACCAGAGGAUGAAGAUUGCUGAAGAGAGCCAACCAUUACUUGCAGAGGAAGAGGAGGAAGACUUGGAACUGCCAAAAAAUGAUUCUGGGAAUGCUCUGGAAUUGGCAGCACAGCAGAGGCAUGAGGAGUCUUCUAAGGGUGAGAAUAAGAAACCAGCAGAGGGCGAGGAGAAGCAUUUCAAGUGUACAAAAAGUCACCACCACCAUUCCAGCAAAUCGCAUGUACAUGAUUCGGCAGCAAAGGGCAAAAGUCCAUACAAGAGAUCCAAAUCAAAUGAUGAUUUCAUUCUGUCUGGGAGGGGAGGGGAUGGAAGGAGCAAGUCCAAUGGGAGUAAGAGCCAUCGCAGGGAUGGGGAACCUGCCUCAAGAUGUACCAAAGAAUCCCAUCACCAUGGCAAGCAUCAUGAGCGUUCACCAUCCAAUCGCUUUGUUCGAUACGAUUCCCUCCCACUAGUGGUGGAAGUCUUUGAAGCAGAAGGCAGCUACCACUGGCAUCACCACAGCCAUCGAGAUUUCCGGCAGUUCUCGCGCGAGUCGGACAGUAAUGAUAGUGAGCCUUCCAACCAGGUAGUGUCAAAGACCAGCAGGUCAGGUGCUAAACUGGUCAGGGCAGCCCAUCUCUCUCCGAAGUCAUCCUAUGAGGAGGAUCCCAGCCAGUCAAGGCAACUGUCGAUGGAGUCCAACACAACAGAAGACACAAUGCCCAAGAGCACAUCACAGUCUUCAGGCCCAACCACACCUGAGUCUAGGAGAGACAGCCAGCAGAUGGUUGGUCUGUCCUCAGAGGAAAGCAGCAGAGAAGAGCAACGCUCACCUGACAAGCCACUCCACUUUUCUCCAACAGAGCCGAGCAAUAGCUUACAGAGUAGACUUAGCCAGUGUCAUCCUAAACCAACGUCCUUGGACUAUCCCGGCAAGGAGAGGAACAUCCAGGAAGCCAUUGAAUCGUUACAGUCUUCUCCUCCAGGAGAAGGUCCAUGUGCCCUGACUGUUAAGAAAGAUGAACAAACAGACUCAGUUGCAUGUCCUCUAGGCAGAAGUGCUAGGGGCCAGACUGGCACACUUCCAGGCAGUGCGUCUUCCUCUGCACACCAGUCUCAUAAGAGGAUGCCCAAGCAGCUUGAAUCGCCGCAUCACUCACCCCUCACUUCCUCGCCGGAGCUUCCCUCUAAGGCGCCUCCACUGCAGGCCUCCCCUUGCACUCCACCUAUACAGCUGUCUCCAGGAGCUUCCCCUUUGACCACCCCAAAGGGGGUGGCCUCCCUGAGAAAAGACAUCCAAGAGCUUGCCAACCUGACAAAGAAGGUGUCUCUAACUCAGGAGGAGGUGUUGCACUCUGCUGAGGAGGUUCUGACAUCGGCUCAUAAGAUGUCCAGCAUUCAGAAUCAAGUCCAGGAAUUGGAAGAAGUGUUGGACAGCUUAGAGAGGACAGUCAUUGGCGAGUCGUCAUCACUGUACGGAAGCAGCAGCAGUGAGAAUGAAGACUCUGUGGUAGGCCCUCAGGAGCAAGUGGUAGAAGAUAUGCAGAUGUUGGAGGAACAGCUUGCCAGUUCACACAAAGAAAAUGCUCCAUCGGAAACUAAUUCUGCUACGGCUGUGCGCAUGAUCACCACAACAGCCCUGAAACUGUUAGGCACGACAGAAGAUGCCAUGGAAUCACACAGUGCUAAUCUUGCCCCUGCUACAUCUCAAAGAGAGACUGACCAGCUCCCUGACUGUGAGGGAUCAGAGAGAAAGGCCAGGGAGGGAGAAACUGCAAAAGAGAUUGGUGGACAAGAAACGGGUACUCUACUUUCUCAAAGUUACAGUCGGAGAAGUUCUGGAGAAGAGGAGAUGUGUGCAUGCUCAUCUUCUGAUGGAAGCCGUCCAAGCUCCCUGAGUCUUGAAGAUGCUGUGAAGAGGAAAGACAGUCACUCACAGAAUGCUGGCGGGCAAUCAGACAGGUGCCUUGAAUCCCAAACCAUGCCUCAUCAGCAAGAGAAGUCCAGGAACCCACCUAUCCACGGCAUUCCCUUCCUGCACAUUCAUCCAGGUGACGGGCAUGACUCGCCACCCAUAGCAACGCUAAUGUGUGAAAUGGACGAGGACGUACGGAAUGGAAAUGACAUCGGUGCCGCCGGUAACCUGUACCAGAACGGUGACAGCGACAUGCUCGAGGUGGCCUGCAAAGCCGCGUCGCCAUGCGGGCUGUCUGAAGAUAGCUGUGACCUGACGUUUGGCAUGGAUGGAGACUUUGUCAAAGACAGAGCGGCUGAGAGGAGGAGGCGGAAGGAGAGGAAAUUACGGAAGUCCAGCGGCUACAAGACAUCACCAAUGAGGGAGCAAGAGAUCGAUUUAUUGUUGUACCAUCAGAUGGCAGACUUGGAAGAAAAGGUUUACCUGUCUGCUGGUAAGGUCUUUACCUUGGAGGAGCGCUUGCAACAGCUUCAGGAUCGUGUCAGCCAAGUGGACAGAACGUCACCUGAGGAGAAUAUUGUCGACUUGGAGGAUAAGAUUGCCUUGACAAUGGCUCAAGUUGCUCAGAGUGAGAACCAGGUCAGGGCAGUUGAGGCCCAGAUUGAAGCAUUGCAGCGCUCCAGGGAAGCAGCAAUUGAUGGUCAAUUCAACACAGUGUCUGUAGCAAUGUGCGACCUCUCCAGUCCAGAGAUGGUAAGCCCAUAUGCCUUCCGCUAUGGGUCUUCUGUGCAAAUACAGAUUCCUCGCGAGCGGGUCGACACCCCGGUCGACUUUGUCAUGGAGGUGCCUCUGUCCGCCCAUGAGUACAAUAACAACAAAGAGUGGUCGUCGGAGGUCGUUAGCAAGGAGGUGGAGCUGGAGAUGGGGGUCACGAGAGAGGAGGGGGGCCAGGAGAUGACGGCAGUGAACGGCGGCCAGACAGCUCCCUUUGGCGUGGACCGCUGCGCCGUCUCAAUGGAACUGCGGCCCAUCCAGGCCGUCAUUGUCCGCUACCUGCAGGAAGGCGAUGACGCCAGCCUGUGGCCUGACUUCCGUUUCCAUCGUAAUAAACCGCGAUUGCAUGCCCGAGAGAAAAGACCCAAGCUGGAUGCAGAUGUCUCCCACAGUCACCAUGGCAGUGAGCCCGAAAAGGGGACCGAACGCCACAUAUCCACCCUCAAGCUUGCCUUGGGUUACCCUGACCAUAGAGCUACAAACCCAUGCCCUGACAAACCUGCAGUCUCCACUCUUGAUGAAAAACCAAAAGGGAGUGUGUCUGUUCGAGUCAAUGAAAUUGAACAGCUUCUGCAGCUGUAGUGCAUCUAUGUCAGUCAACGGAAGUACCCUUCAUGGAAGCGCUUUCUAGAAAUCCGCCUGUAGAAGUUGGACUAGUCAUUUGAACGACAACAAAUGGGCAUCGCACGCAGUCAGUGUAGUGUACAGUAAUGGAGCACAUACAGAAAUCAAUUUCAGAGAUAACUUGCAUUGCCAGGAUCAUCACGAAGGCAUUGGUGUCCGCUGUGUGUGACACCACUGUGCCGAACAACAGUAAUAGUUUAGGAAUGUACAGUUAGGCAUAGAAGCAGUUUCUAAGUUGGGCACAGAAGGCGGGAGUGUUAAUUAAAUCAGUUUGGAGCACAGAAUCUAGGUAUCCGUCAAGAGUUGUUUCCCUGGUUUACAAGUGAGGAAUUGAUUCAGUGUUUAUAUGCAACGGCCUCAAGCUCGGCAAGAAGUUAGUCAGGAAAUGGUGUGAAUUCCAUCACACCUGUUGACCGCAUGCAACUUUACACAGGAGAAAAGUUAAUGCAUUUUGAAAAAAAAAAUCUGAUUUUGUUGGUGUUCUGGAAAUGUUGGUGGUGUUUACAUUCAGGAUUUACUGUCUCAGGUUUGAGAGAUUCACAGUGAUGCAGAGCCAUUACAAGUGUAAUUACACAUGUACCGUCUACCGUAAAAGCUUUUUAAAGAGAUUGAUUUGAUAGCUUUGGACUGCUUAGAUUGCAUUGCCUGUUAGAGUUAGCAUUCUAGAGAACUGCUCUGUGGAAUUCAAUAGACCGAGUGUGAUGUUUACUUUGGAAACCUCUGCUCGUACAUGUAUUUUCAUGACAGUCACUGUAAAGAAUAGAACAAUGCAUUGAUUGGUGAAAACGUUGGUUCAUAAUUCACAUGCACUGUGAGCCUGUGAUCUGCAGUCCAGAUGUCAUUGCAAAACAUAGCUGGUCCUUGUUGCCAUCUGUAGAGUAUCACACUAAAGCAUGUUAGCAAUACAGCCAACCUUGUGGGAUGGUGUUCAGUUGAAUAGCAGAGCUUUGGUCCUGUCCUUAUUUUGCAAUCAAGUCCCCAUGCAGCGGAAGCCAGAGUAUCAGGUAGCCAUAGCCAUCAAGCCAAUUACCAAGGCUGCAUUGACAUGGAAUUUUGACAUGUACAUGUGGUAAUAUGAGUAGUCACACCCACAACCUGUCCAAGAUACAUGUAUCUACCAGUAUGGUACUGGACUCAAAUAUUUGCCAAAAGACGUGUCAGAGUCCAUGUUCCUUGGCAGGUGUUCAGCAUGACCUUCUUUCCAAGUACGUAGACUCACAUUCCUACCUGUUAUUGAAAGAAAUACUAGGCCGAUGUAUAUUGUCUUCAUCUAAGUUGCCAGGAUACCACCUUUUAUUUGAGCAUACUUGAAGAACUCUGAAAAGGAUGGGACCUCAGCAAGCUUAGUCAGUCGACCAUUGUUUGUUUGAUGAAAGUUUUGUCCAACUUUUCAUCCAAAGUUCUGAGUAGAACUUGUUUGUUGGUCAGAUCAUAUUUUUUGUAAUCAACUUGAAAGUCGCCUAUUUUAGAAACUAUAUAUUGUUACCUAUUACCAUGAUACAACUCCUAAACACAUUCCAGCAAUGCAAACUCUACUAUAUUGUUCAGAAAUAAAAAUUUCAAUGCCAUCACAUAUACCUGUACAGUAAAUGCAUAUGUAAAAUACUAAGUAACAAAAAACUGGUUCUAAGUCUUUCAUGCAUGAAUUUAGUGAACUACGUGAUUGCAUGAGACGUGUUAGUUGCAUCGGUGUAUCACUCUUUAUAUUGAUGUGUACCUUUGCAAUACUUUUAAAAAAAAAGAACAUAUUAGCAAUUUUCCUAUCCCAAAUACUAAUUUGAUAGAUUAAUAUUUCCUCAUAGAAGCACAUUCCCACCAGUCUUCAUUUUAUGUAUUUAUCUAAAACUAUAUUUUGUUUAGCUUUAUUUUGCACUUUUAGUUAUGCAGAUAUAUGCUACUCGUUUAUGCAAGUUUAUUUUUUGUUUCCAGUAGUAUGCAGGAAUGCAAAUUUCCUUAUUUGUGUUUACCCAAUUUCUGUGGUCAGUGUUUUUAGUGUUUCUGCAUAAUGAUAAAGUCAGUCGCAAAUUACCAGUACAAAUUAAGCAGGCAUUUUGUAAGUGGUGUCUGAGUCUGUUAUUUUUUGAAACAAGAAAUUGGACAUUUUUAAAUCUAACUUGUACUAUUUACUCAUGUAGCUUGAUAUCAUUACUUGUGUGUUUCCCAAAGUAAUUUGCUUAAUCUCCUUGAUGUUUGAUAUCAACUUAAAUGUGGAGUAAGAUUUUACAAGAAAUGUUUACUUCUCGAGUGAGAUCAACUGUUUGCCAGUAAAGUUCAGCAACAAAAGGGAAUUGGUAUGUGACUUUUUCGUCCAUGUAUUCAGUGAUAACUGAAUUGUGAUCCUUGAAAAAGAUAUCUUUUAUACUAAGUAUCAACACUCCCAUAAAUGGUGGAGUAGCUUUAGAUUUUCCGUUGGAGGGAUUUAUUUUAAUGUUGGUGUUUGUGACCUAUUACAUAAGAAUUAAAAAAAAAUAGCAAAAAUCUACUCCUUGCCAUUCUAUUAAUGAUCUUACUAUUCUGAAACCUUUCAGUGAUUACAUAUAACUGUUUUUAUUACAUACGUGUAACCAGUUACUGUAUUAAAGCUCUUACAGUUAUAUCAGUGCUAGAAGUUAUAUUUAGAUUCAUAUACAUUUCAGUAUAAAAUAGAUGUAAACAUACGUAGUAUUUAAGUAAAGUUAUGUACUAGAAGAUAUUAGCAUUGGACCAGGUUCUUGAAUAACAGUCCAUGCUACAAAGCUGGCAUGGGUAAAAAUGGGCUUUCUUGAUGCAGUACGUACCAAGUUAUGGAGAAGACGUAACAUUUUUUCUUUACCUCAUGAUGGAACCCAAAACUAUUUUAGGUGAUACAUCAGGUGUUUGCCUUGUUUUAUCUUGAAUUGGUAGGAUUUCUUUAGUUUUUAGAAUUUUUUUUCUUAAUGUUCAGGAUGUACCCACUUCAGAAAACGUUUGACAGCCAUAGAAUUAGAUUCUCUUAGUAUGAAGUUGUCCAGUGGCAUUGUGGUGGAAUGUUCGUCCAAGUCCCAAUCAUAUUGGAUCGACCUAAGCCUGAGUACUUUCAGUGUUGACCAAAUAUUUUGUACGAGUAUAUUGCGUACGAGUUCUUUUAUACAGAUUGACAAAAUCACCAGAUAAUGUCCCAUUCCUUCAGCAAACGUUUGAAUUAUGCCUGUACAUUUUAUGCCUACCGCAUACCUGUUUGUCCAGAUAUUUAACUUUCUGGCCUGUGUACAAAUGCCUGAGUGCUCAGGCCACACUGCCUCAUUUCUGAGUCUCCAUUUUUUUGCUGUACCCCCAAUUAAUGUACUGGUAGGUCAGACUUGGCAAAGGAAUCCAUGUCAUUUAUUAACCGUGGCAAAUGGGCUUUCAGUGGUUCGAUUUUUGUUUCUGUAUUUUGUUCUUUGAAUGCAAAAUCCUAGAUAGAAACCAAAGCUUACAUUUUGCCCUAUGUGAAGAAUGUGUUGUUUUGAGGAAGAUUUUAUUGAUAUGUUUGAAUCAUCUUGAAAUAAAUUUUAAUCAGUGUUUUGAGUUUGUUUACAUUGAUUUAUGUAACUGACUGGUAACAUAACUUUUUUUAUUCUCUUCUUAGGAGUAAAAAUAGACCUUUCUUUCUCUGUAAAGUAAUUUGAUUUUGUUCUGAUCGGAUUUGUGCAAGAAUUGUUUAAUGGGGUUAUUUAUGUGCUUUGAUUAUGCAGUGUUCCGCAAAUCAUUGACAUGAUUGUUAAAUCAUUUGACCAAGUCAAGCAGUUGGUUCUUUUGAAUUACUGAUUUGGUAAUAUGAUCAACUGAUCAAUGAUUGAUCAUUAUGCAAAUUUGAGCUGUUCAGUUGUCAUCAUAAAUCUUAGAUCUUACUUGAUCAAAUUCCUUAAAUCAAACCAAAUAUAUUGAUUGAAAUUCUAUGUAACCCUGCAACCUACAGUCUUUGUAUUCAUAUUGGUUAUUUUUAGUUGCAUGGGCCCUCGCAUGCACUCAGAGGCAGCUGUUCAUUUUAUGUCGUUCAGUGUUAAAUGAAGUUUUAUUCCUUCAAAGUUUGAAACACUUGGGCCAAGGUUAUUUGUUUCUUAGCACGCACUUGUAAUUUGCCAUUUCAUUUCAUUGUAUCAGGACUUAUUCUAGAAGAAAAAAACAGCUAAUGGGUAAUAUUUUCAAGAGAGAAAGGUGUGCGAUGUUUAAAUAUGGCAGGGUUUGGGUGAUAAUGCAAUAGAAAGUCAGUAUGAUUCCAAAUCAAAUCAUUAAAAGUAGUUCCAUUUCUGGUCAUGGCAAGUCAUUCAUAUUGGCAUAUUGAAAACCCUUCAACUUCAGUUCGUCAGAAUUUGCGGGGGUUGACAUUAAUGGGGGCUACAUUAAUGGCCAUCAGAUGAAGACACAAAAUGCAUUACUGUUUGUGUUACUUGAGAAAAAUCUCUGUUGUUACUUAUGACUGGAAAAAAAUACUUCAAUUUAUGUACGAGAAUAAUUUGAAAUUUGACUGAAGCAAUCACUUAGGAGAAAAUUACGGGCCACAUUGUUUCUCAUUCAGUGUAGAUCCCGGUUAAUGUUGUAGUCAAUCAGGCAUUAGAUGCAAGUACAAGAGGCUUUCAUUCGUGGGAUUUCUCAAACUCAUUUUUAUGUUGAACAAAGGUACCCCAAAAAUAAAUUGAAGAUGGGUAGAGAUUAGUUGGAGAACAAACUGGAGGUCAACAGUUGGAGGGAAAGAGUUGAAUCAAAAUAUGCCAUUCUGCAUUCGCACAAACUUUGAAAUCGAAUGCAAAAUGCAAUAAGAAAAAAUUGGAUGAAAUUGAAUAAAUAAAGAAAAGAAAAUAAUCA